UUCACGACACGCUGCGUUGUCAGGCUGACGUCUGACGUCACGCCGCCACCGAAGGCGUAAGAAACAUGGCCGCCUCCUGCGACUCCAGAAAUUUCUCCCGAUUUUAGGUUUUUAAUAUUCAUUUUGGAACGAUGUUGUGUACCAAGGACAAAACGGAAACAAUGGUGCCAUCUGCUAAGGAAGAAGAGAAGGAGGAGGAAAAGACAGAAGUGAAAGGAGAUGAUGAAGAGGGAGAUGACAUGGAUAAAGAUGGAACUGAGAAGGAUGGAGAUGAAGAGGGAAGUGAGAAGAAAAAAGGCGAUGAAGUAGUGGAAGAAACGCGGUCGCAGGCCAAAAAGAAAAAGAAGCCAUUUCCCGUUAAAGUUAAGAAGAAAACACCAGACGGUGUCCUGAACCUCAACAACGAGGUGGUGAGGAUGAGGAAAGAGGUAAAGAGAGUGAGGGCUUUAACCAUCAGGAAACUGACACGUCAAAUUGCUGCCCUGAAGAAGAAAAAAGGGAAGGAGGCAGAAAUAGAGAAGAAUCAGAGGAGAGCUGCGAGACUUCUGGAAGAGAUCCAUGCCAUGAAGAUACUCGUACCAGAUAUGGUGACAAAGACAGCCUUGCAGAAGAAUCUCAACUUUGAACAGGUGUGCAAAAAUCCCAAGUCCACUAUUUCUGACAGGGCCACCGCACGCAUCGCCACCCACCCCCAGUUCAACAAGAAGAUUGAGAGCAUCAAGGCUGCUGUGGAAGCCUUCAAAGAAGAGCGGAUGAAGGGUGGAAAGCAAGUACAGACAGAUAAAGAGCAAAAUCAAGCCGGUAAAGCAGCUCUACGGUCACCGGACAAAAGAGUAGAAAGAAAGAGUGAGGAAAAAGAGAAAGACAAUGCAGUGGAGGUAAAGGAUAUCCUAGAUGGGGAGAAAGGAGCUGUUCCUCUUGAAAACACUGAAGAUUCAACUGUUGUUAACAUUGAAAAGGAAGUAGAGAAAGAAACUUGUUCAGCUGGUCCUUCCGAAGUUCAAAUACAAGAAAUAACAGUAAAAAGUAGUAAUGUCAAGCACAAUGUGAAUAAUAAACCUCCAAGUAAACCUGUAAAAAAGAAACCCAAUCUUCCCCUUACUCCUGCUGUACACCAGAAAAGAUCAGAUGAAGAUGAGAGCGACCUAGAGCUGUCAGACGAUGAAGAGAAACAGUAUUUUGAUGACAGCACAGAGGAACGUUUCCAUAAGCAAUCCUCCCAGUCAGAGGAGAGCGACGACGAUGACGACUUCUUUGUGGGAAAAGUGAGCAAAUUCAAGAAGAAAAAGAAGAAGCAGAAAGACACAGACGGGGAAGAGAGACAAGAAGUGGAAAAGGACUCAACAGACAGUGUAAAAACGUCAGACAAGCUCCAGAGUGAACUUGACGAGCUUGAGUCCAGGCUGAAGUCUAAAGCAACCACGCUGCAGUCGGUGUUCUGUUCUUCCCUGGCUGCAACUAAGGCAGGUAGGGGCGGUAGAGGAAGAGGUGGGGAUAAAUUUAGAGGCCAGGGAAAACCGAAAGGUGGCAGUGGUCUAAGUAGAGAUUUUAGUAAACAAUCCAAUCCAAAACAGAAUAAAGGAGUGGACAGAAAUGCAGGGUCCAAAUACAGCAAGCCCUGCCCUGAAGGCAGACUCUCUGAGUCUGAGGAGAAGGGCUUUGGGAGAGGACGAGGACGAGGGCGAGGGCGAGGCAGAGGUGAUGCUCUAAGGCAGAACAGUCACAGGGGUGGAGGUGCCUUCUCUCAUCCAGCACCACAGCAGGCGCUACAUCCAUCCUGGGAGGCCAGCAAGAAAAGGAAAGAGCAGCAGGGACAAAUCCAGGCCUUCCAGGGGAAGAAGAUUAAGUUUGAUGAUGACUGAAAUCAUAUUGGACUGUUUCAGCUGAAUGUAUAUGAUGCCUAUCACUGAGUGUCUUAGGUGCCAUGUUUGGAUGAUUCUUUUUAUUCCCUAGUAAAAAAAAAAUUGUUUAAAUAUUCUGAGUUUCAAAUGUGGAAUGAGUCACUCUGGCAUAUACGUUUUCUAUGUUUUCCAGUUUCCAGAAACAAAUCAUUUGCAAGGACUUGCUUUAGUUACAGAUGUAUUUGUGAUCAUUCACAAAAGUAUUAUUGUUAGAUUUUGUUUUAAAGUUUACCCAGAUCUUUCCCUGACAUAGUGAACUUACUAUCUUACUAAUCCUUAUGAUUCCAUUAUUAUGGCUCAGUUACGCUGUACACUCUCUGAAACCUUUGUGAUACAAAUUGAAAUCCACUGCAAAACCUUAAACCCGGUGACCUUCUCUCGUUUAUGAUCCUCCAUUAUUGUGUUUUAUUGUGCUUUUAUGUGCUUCAGUAAUACGAAGUUCAGAUUAGAGAUUUAGAGGAGUGUCUUUAUUAAUCCCUUGUAUGAGGACUGGUUCUGGUAUUUGGCAUUAGUUUCAAAUAACAAGGAACUGUUGAUUCAACAUUGUGGAUCCUGUGGUUUGUGGCACUAUUGAAUUGUAUUUUAUUUACCGACAACCUCAUUUUAGCCAGUGGGCUUAAUAACAGUUGGCAGUGGGCUGUCGUGUUUAAUUCAAAAACAGUUCGAUCUCCAAAAUAAUCAUACAGUUGAAUAACUACCCUUCUGAUACUGUUUUAACAUAAACUGAACAUAAAAACAGUCAUGAAGCUAUAAGUUUUAGUGUAGGACUGUUAAAUUACAAUGUAUUAGCUUUCACUAGCACAGGUUAUGCUGUUCUUUGUCGUCCUAUCGUUCUUUAAAAAACUUGUUAUAUAAUUGCGUUGCAAAGAAAUGAUCAAAGUACAGCAAGUAACAUCAUUUACUGUUUAUUGAAGCAGCUUUCCCUUGUUUUCUGCAAAUAUAUUGGUACAGUGUGAGAUAUUUCUAUUAAACAAAGCCAAAGUCUGAAUCAAUGAGGUAAAUGUACAUGAAACUAAUCUCUGGGAUGCAAACACUCAGAUCUCACGUGGGUCAACAACUAUUCACACAAGUAAAGGUAUAUUUUUUGGUUUUGGUUUUGAUUGUUAACACAGGAACUGCUAGUUUUUGGUUAGCAGUACAUUAGGUUAUACUCUUAAUUGUUCACUGUAUAUGCAGUGGAGGAUACAAUUUGUCACUGCUUUUAUCACGGAUACAUAUUUAUUAUGGAUGUUGCACAUAUAAAUGUUAAGUACAAACUGUAAAAAGAGAUCAGGUUUUUCUAUUAUGUAGAUGUAUAAAAAGAUUCCUGAAUUUUGUAAACUACUGCAGAUUUAUUCAUAGUUGAUAGGUGUAUGUGCUGAUAUUUCUUUUCUUGCUUUGUCUUUUUACCCUACCCUACCCUAGUUAUAGUUUGAUACUCAAGGACUGUGUUUGUUUCAAUUAAACAGAUCUGCAUGGAGCUUUA
This is a messenger RNA of Mugil cephalus (flathead mullet), 3366 nucleotides long. RefSeq names its product serum response factor binding protein 1 (gene srfbp1). Bases 132 to 1862 code for a protein of 576 amino acids. Gene Ontology annotation, cellular component: nucleus; 90S preribosome. Gene Ontology annotation, biological process: maturation of SSU-rRNA. The transcript is spliced from 3 exons. Lineage: Eukaryota; Metazoa; Chordata; Actinopteri; Mugiliformes; Mugilidae. The record is from RefSeq and is a predicted model, not a curated record.